GGAGGAAGACCAGGAUUAGAGGGGGAGAGAGAGGACGCAAGCCCCUGGUUUUAUUUGCCCUAUCCAUCUGCUCUGCUUUUACGGAUGCAACCGAGUGAGCAAUCUCACGUCUGAGCUGGUGAGAUAAUGGAGCUGAGGACGGUGGUAGCCACGGUGGAAAGCGGGGAGCAGGACACGGUUCUCAAGGUGCUUCAGGUCUACAACCGAGAGAAAUCUCAGUGCUUCACCUUCAACGAUGAGGAGCGGGAAGAGAGGAAGAAAAUGGCCCAGCUGCUGAUCAAGUUCUUGGAAAGAGAGCUACAGCCAUCCUGCCAGGUUACGUGUUUGGAGAGCAUCCGCAUCCUGUCCCGGGACAAGCACUGUCUUGACCCUUUCACCACCAAGGAGGGCCUGAAGACCCUCUCCAGGCACGCCGGCAUCGAUUACUCGGAGGAGCUCAUCCGAGAGGUCCCGGACUUGGAUGUAAUCCUGGAAUCCCUCAAAUGCCUCUGCAACAUCGUGUUCAGCAGCGCCAGGGCGCAGGAGCUGACGGCCGAAGCACGGCUCGUGGUGGGCCUGGCGAAGCGCGUCAAGCUCUACAACGAGAGGAGCCUCCCGCACGAGGUCAAGUUCUUCGACCUGCGCCUGCUCUUCCUGCUCACGGCGCUGCGGGUGGACGUGCGGCAGCAGCUCGCCCAGGAGCUCCGCGGCGUCAGCCUCAUGACGGACACGCUGGAGCUCACGCUCGGCGCCAAGUGGAUGGACCCGUACGAGGUGGCCGCCGACGAGGGGCUUCUCCCGCCUUUGCCGCGGCUGGAGACGGAGCGAGCCAUGGAGAUCCUGAAGGUGCUCUUCAACAUCACCUUUGAUUCCAGCAAGAGGGAGGURGAUGAGGAAGACGCUGCUUUGUACCGGCACUUGGGUGCCCUCCUGCGCCACUGCCUCAUGAUCUCUGCUGAUGGAGAGGACCGGACGGAGGAAUUCCACAGCCAUACAGUUAACUUGUUGGGAAACCUGCCCUUGAAAUGCCUGGAUGUCCUCUUGACGCCCAAAGUCCGUCCKGGCUCGCUGGAGUACAUGGGUGUCAACAUGGAUGCGGUCAGCAUCCUGCUGGAUUUCCUAGAGCGACGGCUGGACAGGGGGCACAAGCUGAAGGAGAGUCUGACGCCGGUGCUGAACCUGCUGACCGAGAGCGCCCGAGUCCAUCGCCAGACGAGGAAGUUCCUGAAGGCCAAGGUGCUGCCGCCUCUGCGGGACGUGAGGAAUCGGCCRGAGGUGGGGAACUCGCUGCGGAACAAGCUGGUGCGCCUGAUGACACACAUCGACACCGACGUGAAGCACUGYGCCGCCGAGUUCCUCUUCGUGCUCUGCAAGGAGAGCGUGUCGCGGUUCGUGAAGUACACGGGAUACGGGAACGCCGCGGGGCUCCUGGCAGCACGAGGCCUCAUGGCUGGUGGUCGGGAAGAGGGAGAGUACUCUGAGGAUGAAGACACCGACACAGAAGAGUACAAGGAAGCAAAGCCCAACAUUAAUCCUGUGACGGGACGUGUCGAGGAGAAGCUCCCAAACCCCAUGGAGGGGAUGACUGAAGAGCAGAAGGAAUAUGAAGCCAUGAAGUUAGUCAACAUGUUCGACAAGCUGUCCAGAGAGCAAGUCAUCCAACCCAUGGGCAUCACACCAAGCGGCAACCUGGCCCCCAUGGAGAACGCCAUCCGCGACAUGGCUGAUGAGAGGUCGUCCUCCGACUCGGAGCUGGGGUUGGACUGAUCCCGAUUUCCRCCCGGAUCCCCAGAGGACUGGGGAGCCUCCAUCUGCUCUCCCUCCGGAACURGUGCUGCACCUGGAGGCUAGUUUUGGGCCAGGACUCUCCCUGUGGGAUUUGAAUCCAGCCUGGACCCUUUGCAAUCCACAACAAACACCCCCUGCCUCCCUCCCAGCUCCACAACCACCUCUUUCCAGAGGCUCUUCGUGGCCUGGCUCCA
Messenger RNA from Nothoprocta perdicaria, 1961 nucleotides. It is a transcript of the gene RIC8A, whose product is annotated as RIC8 guanine nucleotide exchange factor A. Gene Ontology annotation, biological process: G protein-coupled receptor signaling pathway. The transcript has 11 exons. NCBI's taxonomy places the organism in Eukaryota, Metazoa, Chordata, Aves, Tinamiformes, Tinamidae. Gene Ontology annotation, molecular function: G-protein alpha-subunit binding; guanyl-nucleotide exchange factor activity. The record is from RefSeq and is a predicted model, not a curated record. Gene Ontology annotation, cellular component: plasma membrane; cytoplasm. Bases 127 to 1746 code for a protein of 539 amino acids.